Andrographis paniculata is the source of this 609-nucleotide messenger RNA. RefSeq names its product protein PROTON GRADIENT REGULATION 5, chloroplastic. Bases 109 to 465 code for a protein of 118 amino acids. Gene Ontology annotation, biological process: response to high light intensity; photosynthetic electron transport in photosystem I. Lineage: Eukaryota; Viridiplantae; Streptophyta; Magnoliopsida; Lamiales; Acanthaceae. Gene Ontology annotation, molecular function: electron transfer activity. The record is from RefSeq and is a predicted model, not a curated record. Gene Ontology annotation, cellular component: chloroplast. The transcript is spliced from 2 exons.
AAAUAAUCUCCAACACAGAUUCCAAAUCCAAUACGAAGAAGAAAGAAAUCGAAGGAAUUAGUAUACCCGAGAGAGGCAGCUAAAAUCGAAGACUACGGCGUGCGCGUAAUGGCAGCUGUCGCUUCAGUUUCUGCGUCUGCUUUUCUCGGCAGCCGGUGCGGCGAAGAUCACGGCGUGCUGCAGACGCCGCCGGCGAGGGCGGUGAGGGUGGCGCGGCGGCCGGUCAGGUCGCUUCCGAUGAUGGGGAACAUCAACGAAGGGAAGGGGGUUUUCGCCCCCCUCGUGGUCAUCACGCGCAACAUUGUUGGGAAGAAGAGGUUCAAUCAGAUUCGAGGGAAAGCCAUCGCUCUUCACUCACAGGUGAUCAAUGAAUUUUGUAAGUCGAUAGGAGCGGAUGCCAAGCAACGACAAGGGCUCAUUCGGCUAGCGAAAAAGAAUGGCGAGAGGCUCGGAUUUCUUGCUUGAUAAUGAAAUACAUAGCUUGUGGCCACAUUAACGACUUUAUUAUUCGAUGAUUUUGUUGCUUUAAUGUGUAUGUAUACAUGUAGAUGUUUCAAGUUGUGCUAAAUGACACUCGGAAGUGUUACGACAGAUGUGUUUGUUUCGGUU